Ictalurus furcatus (blue catfish) is the source of this 3639-nucleotide messenger RNA. It is a transcript of the gene dtl, whose product is annotated as denticleless E3 ubiquitin protein ligase homolog (Drosophila). Bases 157 to 2025 code for a protein of 622 amino acids. The record is from RefSeq and is a predicted model, not a curated record. Gene Ontology annotation, biological process: proteasome-mediated ubiquitin-dependent protein catabolic process; mitotic G2 DNA damage checkpoint signaling. Gene Ontology annotation, molecular function: protein binding; protein-macromolecule adaptor activity. Lineage: Eukaryota; Metazoa; Chordata; Actinopteri; Siluriformes; Ictaluridae. The transcript has 15 exons. Gene Ontology annotation, cellular component: nucleus.
CGCAACGUAAUAUUAGCGGGAUUUUUGUCUUGUUUCUUUCAUUGAGCGGUUUCGCGGGAACUUCAGUGUAGGUGGCGGUUUUCCUCAGUUAGUACAGGUUUAUAGCGUUUCAGGAUUUUAUUUUUUGGUUUAAAACAAAACUUUCUGGUGUUCAGGAUGCUGUUUCGUUUUGUCGUCGACCGAGGAGUGGGUAAAAGAAGGCGCAACGAUAAGCAUGGGGAUUACCCGUUGUCGUCUCUGUUGGAGUGUUUCCAGUGUGCCCGUUAUGACGAGCACAUGUCUUAUGGAGACUCGGGCGUCGCUGUUCCUCCGUUCGGAUGCACGUUCUCCACAGCUCCCGGGCAGGGCAGCAUGCUGGCUGUAGCGAAUGAGGAAGGGAUCGUGAGCCUUUAUAACACCGAGAGACGCAGCACUGUACUGAAAGAAUGGCUGGCGCACGAUAACGCCGUGUUUGAUAUCGCCUGGGUCCCCGGAGCAAACAACCUAGUGACCGCGUCGGGGGAUCAGACGGCUCGGCUGUGGGACGUGGUCUCUGGGGAGCUGCUGGGAAGCUUUAAAGGCCAUCAGUGCAGCCUGAAGAGCGUGUCCUUUCCCACACGUGAGAAAGCUGUUUUCUGCACUGGAGGCAGGGACGGGAACAUCAUGCUGUGGGACAUGAGGUGUAGUAAGAAAGACGGCUUCUACAGGCAGAUGAAACAGAUUAGUGGCGCUCAUAUGAAGGUGGAGCGAAACACGCCGCAAACAAAGAAAAAGCGAGCUACGUCAAGAGGAAUGGCUCCUUCUGUGGACUCUCAGAGAGGUGUGACGGCUGUUCUUUUCCGUGACGAGAACACGCUCAUCUCGUCAGGAGCCGUAGAUGGGAUGAUUAAGAUGUGGGAUUUGAGAAAGAGUUACACGGCGUACCAGCAGAACCCCACCCCACUCCAGACCUAUAGGUACCCGGGAUCCUCCACACGCAAGCUAGGUUAUUCAGGCCUGACGUUAGACUGUACGAGCUCCAGGCUGUUCUGUAACUGCACGGAUGACAACAUUUACACGUUCGACGUGAGUGGAAUGAAAACUACACCAGUGGCUGUGUUCAGUGGCCACCGUAACUCCUCGUUCUACGUGAAGUCCAGCGUGAGUCCGGACGAUCAGUUCCUGGCCAGCGGGUCGAGUGACGGCAACGCUUAUAUCUGGAAGAUCUCUGACCCAGCUCAGGCUCCUGUUAUGCUUCAGGGUCACAGCCAGGAAGUGACAUCAGUCACCUGGAGCCCCUCUGAUUUUACGAAGAUCGCGACCUGCUCUGACGACAACACCGUGAGGAUCUGGAGGCUCAACCGCAGCAUCGGCGGAGAAUCCUCAGCAGGAGAUUUAAACCUUGUAGGCUGGGCACGCCGCAAAAUCCAGACACCAUCCCGACUAUCUGGCUCCUCCCCUCAGGUUGAUGUAACCCCCGUUCGGAGCGGUAGGUCAGGCAGCGACGACUCUCUGUCAUCCCCUCAGCCCGGCUCGUGCGCCCCCGGCGGUCCCGACUUCCCUCCUCCAUCCGUCACCUCCUCUCCCGCUGAUGCACCCUGCCCGCCCCAGUCCAAAACUCCGCUCUCCGUCCCCGUCAUUAACACGCUCGGCUCGGAGAGGCGCGCCAAACGCCGCCUGGACACGAGCGAGGCGUCAGCGGCGGGGGAAGACGAGAGCGACGGCGUGACCGAGCUCUAUCCGGACUGUAAGAGGAGUCGGCAGUCCCCGAGUGCUUUCUGCCACUCGGCAGAGGAAAGAACCGAGCAGAAGAAAGAGAGGAUCAGCUCGGAUAAGGAGAACCGCUCGCCGCCGAAGGCCGACUGGCUUUCCGCCAUGAGCCGAAAACUGAAACAAUCUCACAGCCCUAAUGGAGUAAAGAGACCGGACUCGAGGACGCCGUCCCUCUCUGCGCUGAGCUCUCCGCAGUCUGUGAAGAAGGCCUCCUCCCCUCAGACGAAGAGAACUUCCUCUCCAGCUUCUAUGAAAAAGAUUUCUGCGUAUUUUCAGAAAACACCGCAAGACUGAUCCUCACGCGUGUUCAAGUUCUCGGGGGAGAAUCCGACCGAGGCUUGGACUCGGCCGCUAAGUUUUGGACACUACGUUUUUAAAGAAAUAUCCAGCACAGUGUUCUACUGUGUGUGAAUUUUACCCUCCAUCUUUUGUCUUUCAGCAAGACCAAUUUUCGAGGGAAUGUUUUUAUGCAAAAGGACAAAUUAUAUUUGAGAUUUUUUUAUAUAUAUAUAUAAAAAAAACACUGUAAUUAAUUUUACCAUUCCUAAAAUUGAUAUGCAAAGCUGUCAUUAAUGGAGUGUUCACACACACGUUGAGUGGAAGUGUAUACGAGGUGUGUGUUGUCAGCUACAUUCAUAACGCAUACUUUUUGUAUUAUUGUUCUUCUUCUUUAAACUGUUUGAUACGGCGUUGGUUUAAUCUGAUCAUUAAAUACAUGCGCUCUGUUUGGUAAAGUCUGAACUGUUAUGUACAGUAUACUGAGACUCAUGACCCUGAAAUAUCUUCAUAUGAAGCUUCCUUGUGUAUAAAAAUGUCUAACUCCAAUCGAAGACGAUUUCUCACCGCCGCCUUUGCUCACAUUGACCAAGGGUGCCAAUAUUAAUGGAGGGCACUGUAUAUGAGAUUUUCACUCAAUAAGACAAUUUAUUAUUAUUUUUAUUUUUAUUUUUUUUUAAGUAAAAGAUUCUUUAUUUAAGAUGCGAGAGCUACUUUCGGUUUGCAGCUCCAGGGGGCGAUAGACAUAUUCUCAUGGCUCUCAUGGCACCUGUUGACCUUGAAACCAAAACUACAUCCAGGAUAUAAUCUCUAAGCAUACAGCGUAAGUAUCUUCUAUUCCCCUGAUGCGAUUGGGGUUUUAAUACCACGCAAGCCCGGUGUAAUGUUUCCCAUGAAUAGCACGGUGGUGCGCUGCACGUGAACAUGGUGACAACAUGAGUUUAAUGAGCUACAACCGCACAAGCUGAUAAACAGGAAGCUGCAGUCAGAUUACAGUGAACAGCAAAAACUGAAGAAGCUUUUAGGAGUAUUCCAACAACUGUUCAAAGAUUUCGUACAGGCCACGGUCAGGCGUGGGGAAAAUACGUUUAUCACGCCGUCCUCAACAGCACGGUGUUUAAAGAUGAAACCUUGGCGUUCACUUUGUAUAGAGUUUUUGCUACAAAGAUGUUGUUUUGCUCUACCACAGCUCUGAAAUAUGUAGCGUUAUGUAAGCUAGUGCCAAGAUAAAGGUACACUGUAAAAAAUAAAAUAAUAAUUAGGCAAUUAGAGCGGUGCAUUGUUUUAUAGUACAAUACCACACCAUGCAGUGCGUAGUGGGAUAUCUAACGUUUUGACAGGGUGAGAAUGGGGAAUAAUUCUCCGUCUGUCAACCUUGAGGUUAAAAUUGAUUUGCUAGUAAAAUCUGGAAUCAGUGCGUGGUUGCGGUGGCAGGGGUUAAGGUUUUGAGUUACAGAUUAUGUCGUGUGUUUAAAUCUCCUAAAGCCAAACUGCCGUGGUUGGGUCCUAGAGCAAGACCCUUAACCUGCUGCUCAGCUGUAUCAUGUUUCAUGCAAAUGUACUGGGUGAGGUUUGAUUUUACCUAGUAAGGAGAAGCGGUACAGACAAUGGAUGGAGGGAUGGAUGGAUGGA